ACCUGUCACCGAACGUCUUUUACAUUCUUGCUGCGAUCGGGCGGUCGGCGUUUUCGGUCGGGUUGUUGAAACUGGUGCGGCAGUACCAGCAGUGCCCGCAUCUGAACCGAGUGUACCAGCCGCAUCCUGCGCUCUUUGAGUUUUUCCAAUUGUGCGUUCCGGCCUCGACGAUGCUUGCUGUCAUCGAAGUGGUCCAAGUCCAAACGAGUCGACUGGACUUGGACAUUGAACGAGAGCCACAGAGCUGCUACUAUCGAUCGACCCCGCCGCCGAGGCUUCUCAGACUUUUCACACAUGGAUCAAUAUGCGCAAUACGUCGACGGUGCCCACAAAUCCAUCAACCUCUACACCGAGCCAUGGGUCAACCGACUUACCGAACCCGUUUUCGCCGCCAUCAUCACGCUCGAGCUUUCCCAGUAUGCCCAGAUGCCCGCUGUCCAGGCGGUCGUCAUGGCCCUGAUCCUGUUCAUCAAGAACCACGAUAUCACCAUGUCGCUGCAAAAGAAAGCCCAGCAGGAGUCGUUCUCGCCGAUGACCAGCAUCAUCCCCGGCUGCCUGAAUGUCAAGAUGACCGACAUCUACACCAGCUUUGCCAACGACCAGGAGAAGAUGCUCCAGGCCAUCCGCUGGUCGCAGUUCCCCGGCAAUGUCCCCCUGACGGACGAAUACGCCCCUCUCGUUGCCACCGCUGCAGGUUGUGGUGCACCAAACUGAGCGCAACCCCGGGAAACUUUUUCUCGACCUCCUGGACGACACCUUCGGCCAGGGAGCGGGAUAUCGGCACACAGGCGAGUUCGUGCGUGCGUUUUGGAUAAUAAAACGAUAUAUAGUCCAAUGAGCCCUCGUCUAAGGACUCAUCGGGCAGCAGAUCGUAGAGGAGGUUCUCAAUGAAGAGAUGGAGGUUGGGGAGCGAAUCCUCGAACUGGAGCGACAUUCGGUCGGGAUUCAUCUUUGCGACAACGGAUGCGACGAGCUCGACGGCUGGUGGCAGCUUGACGGUGCAAGGAGGCGGUGCGGUCGCCAAG
Molecule: messenger RNA, 1025 nt
Organism: Polychytrium aggregatum
Lineage: Eukaryota; Fungi; Chytridiomycota; Chytridiomycetes; Polychytriales
Exons: 6
Coding region: 171-815 (214 amino acids)
Source: RefSeq, a predicted model, not a curated record